This is a messenger RNA of Apaloderma vittatum (bar-tailed trogon), 2678 nucleotides long. RefSeq names its product nuclear transcription factor, X-box binding 1 (gene NFX1). Gene Ontology annotation, cellular component: nucleus. The record is from RefSeq and is a predicted model, not a curated record. Gene Ontology annotation, biological process: negative regulation of transcription by RNA polymerase II. The transcript is spliced from 15 exons. Gene Ontology annotation, molecular function: DNA-binding transcription factor activity, RNA polymerase II-specific; zinc ion binding; RNA polymerase II transcription regulatory region sequence-specific DNA binding. The annotation marks the transcript as partial. Lineage: Eukaryota; Metazoa; Chordata; Aves; Trogoniformes; Trogonidae.
GUGAGCUGAAUUUUUGUCCUGAUGCUGCUGAUUCCAUUCCAGGAGAAAGACAACCUACAGAUGUAAACUGGAUAAAUAAAGAUAGGAAGGACUCUAAAAGUAAUCGGAAUAGAAGUAAUUUACCAUUUUCUAGUCUGUCUUCUGAAAGAGGUACAGAUUAUGAAAGCUCUUCCACAAAACAUCAUGGUUUUUGUAAUCCAGAAAGUCAGUAUGGGAAUUCUGAAGACUUCCACCAAUAUUUUGGUACCAGUAAAAGUGUGAAGAAUCGUAACUUCCAAAGCCAGAGAUGGCACAGAUCGAGAAAUGAUAGCACAGGUACCAAAAGUAAGACAAAGCAAAGUACUGCCGAUACUGCUGCAGAUCCAGGAAUUUCAGACACUGUAAUAGUAACUGGAAGAAGAGCACCUCCUAGAGGAUACAAUGACUUUGUCUCCUCGGAGAGUGACAGGGAGAUACCGAAUGCAGAUAGCAGAGGAGCAAAGCCAAAGAAAACUCAUCCAAUGCAUAUAUCUGGAAGAGGUUUCAGGGAGAAAGGAAAGCACGUACAUGACCGGGAAAAGAGACUGAGCUCAAAACAGAAAGUAGAACUCUUUGAAAAUGCUCCAUCUUUGGAUUUGACUCAUUCUGACUCUUCAGAAUCAUCUGUUGGAAAGGCUUUCUGUGAUGCACCUGUUGGUAGUGGGGAUGAGCAGAAAGGCUACAGUUAUGUAAACAAAAGAUAUGUCCGGAAGCCUAUGUGGAAUAAACCCCCUGUAGAUAAAGAGUGUCAGAAAAGACAUGAUUCUCACCAUAGUAAAAAUACAAAAGUAGGUAAGAAGUCUUCUCUUGCAUAUACUCCAAAAGAUAAAAAUGAGAGGAAGAGAGAACUCUGUGUUCGCAAAAGUGGUGAAAACUCGGCCAGUGAAGUCAGGCAUCAGUUGUCUGAUUCUGUCAGAUGUAACGGAAGAAAGUUCCUGCUAAAGGGAGAUCAGGCACCUGCACUUCAUUUCAGUUGGACCCAGUACUGGAAAAAGCAAAGCGAUGUACCAAAGAACAAAGAAACUCAUACAGGAUCAUUGAUUGAACAGCUGACCACAGAGAAGUACGAGUGCAUGGUAUGCUGUGAGGUGGUACGAAUAGUAGCCCAGGUGUGGAGCUGUCAGAAUUGUUACCAUGUAUUCCACCUGAAUUGCAUUAAGAAGUGGGCACGAUCACCAGCCUCACAAGCUGAAGAUGGUAAUAGUGGUUGGAGAUGUCCAGCUUGUCAGAAUGCUUCUACACAAGUUCCUAAAACUUACACUUGUUUCUGUGGUAAGGUGCACAAUCCUGAAUGGAAUAUAAAUGAAAUCCCACAUAGCUGUGGGGAACUUUGUGGAAAGAAGAGACAGUGUUUGGACUGUCCACAUCUUUGCAACAUCCUGUGCCAUCCAGGACCUUGCCCUUCAUGCCCAGCCUUUGUGACAAAAACAUGUGAAUGUGGACAAACAAGUCAUUCAGUUCGCUGUGGCCAGUCAACAAAAAUUCAUUGUUCUAAUGUAUGUGGAAAUACUUUGAACUGUGGUAAGCACAGCUGUACGCAAGUGUGCCAUGCAGGAAAAUGUUCACCUUGCCAAUUAACAGUACAGCAAGUGUGUUACUGUGGAAGCAACUUUAAAGAAGUUUUGUGUGGAACGAAGGAAGAAUUCUCUGAUGGAUUUGGAAAUUUUUCAUGUCAGAAUUUAUGUGGCAAAAAGUUAAAUUGUGGGAGGCACAACUGUACGCAAGUAUGCCAUCCUCAGCCUUGCCAGCUCUGUCCACGACUUCCACAAGUAGUGUAUCGCUGUCCCUGUGGUCAGACUCCUCUCAGCAAGUUACUGGAAUUAGGAUGUGUUGAACGGAAAGUAUGCACAGACCCUAUCCCGUCAUGUGGAAAAACCUGUGGCAAACCUCUUUCUUGUAGUAGCUAUGAGUUCAUUCAUACAUGUGAAAGUCUUUGCCAUGAAGGAGACUGUAGACCAUGUUCUCACACGUCAAAUAUUUAUUGUAGAUGUGGCUUCAAAAAAAAGGAAGUCCCAUGUGCUCUCCUCAGAAAUAAAGCUGCUAUUACAUUCAUGUGUGACAAACGAUGCAACAAGAAAAGAUCAUGUGGACGACACAAGUGUAAUGAAGUUUGCUGUGUGGACACAGAACAUAAAUGUUCUUUGGUUUGUGGUCGUAAACUCAACUGUGGAAUUCAUAGAUGUGAAGAACCUUGUCAUCGGGGCAGUUGUCAAACAUGCUGGCAAACAAGUUUUGAUGAGUUAACUUGUUACUGUGGUGAAUCUGUGAUUUACCCCCCUGUCCCCUGUGGCACACAGCCACCAGAAUGUAAAAAAAUAUGCACCAGGCCACAUGACUGUGAUCAUCCAGUGUACCAUUCAUGUCAUAGUGAGGAGAAAUGUCCACCUUGUACCUAUCUCACUCAGAAAUGGUGUAUGGGCAAGCAUGAAUUGCGAAGUAAUAUUCCUUGUCAUCUCACUGACAUUUCAUGUGGACUUCGCUGCAAUCAAAUGUUAAAAUGUGGAAUGCACAAGUGUAAAAGAAUCUGUCAUAAAGGAGAAUGUCUUAUAGAUGAAGAAUGUAAACAGCCAUGCAUUAUUCCAAGGCUAUAUUGUAAUCAUCCCUGUAUGGCUCCAUGUCAUUCUUCUUCACCCUGCCCAACUACAUCCUGCUGUGCAAAG